Messenger RNA from Neoarius graeffei (lesser salmon catfish), 2282 nucleotides. RefSeq lists its product as uncharacterized. The record is from RefSeq and is a predicted model, not a curated record. Lineage: Eukaryota; Metazoa; Chordata; Actinopteri; Siluriformes; Ariidae. The transcript has 8 exons. The coding region runs from base 586 to 1056 and encodes 156 amino acids.
UUAGAUACAAUGAAAAAUUAGAUUAUUUAUUUUUAUUCCACAUAAGCAAAUAAACAGAACUUAAUUAUGUAUUCCCCUUUUACCUGUGCCCCCAGGUGUCCACAACCAAAAACUGUUGGAAAUAAACCAAAAUAAUGAAGACCUGCUAUAUUAUGUAAAGCAAUUAACUAAACAAAUAACUAGCAAAAGCGUCAUUUUUACUAAUUAGAGCAAUACAAUUUCAGCGUAGAAGAGCGAUUUUUGUCUUGGGUUAGAUGUGCGAAGGGCGCCGUUGCUUACAAGCGAAAAGGUCGAUUGGAUGGUCGAAAUGUCCAGGAUUUUUGUCAGACACAGGUGGCAACCCUAUUGGUAAAUAAUAUAUGGAAAUGGCCUAUCAUAUUUGAAAUGUAUCGUUUUUCUAAGCCUUUUUUUUUUGUCCUUUUAUCAGUAUAUAAAUCUAACUUGCUUUGGCUAAAAAUUUUGAUGAUAUAGACAGGAUGGUGCUAUAUGCAAAGUUCAUGUGAAAUGGCCUUUACUCUACAACUAAGCCCACAAGAAGACCAGCAGCAUUCUGCCUGUCUGAGUGACUCUGUGCCUUAGAAAGAAAUGUUUCAUCACUUCUUGGUUCAUGCAGCUUUUCAGAGCAGCAGAUGGCUUCCACGAGACCAGCGGAUGAAAUUCCAAAUAGUUCUUUUUAUUUUUGUGGUGCUUUUACUGACACCCCAGGUUUACAUACUAACAAGGCCAAAGUCUUCCCGCUACUGUGAAAAGCCACUCUUGAACAACCUCAUAGCUCUCAUUGUGUUUUCAGUCAUGGCUACAGGUUUAGCAGUGACCCUUACUCUCACUGACCCUGUGCCAAAGAGUAUUAGGGCAGUUUAUCACACAUUUGGAGUGCUUUCAUUCACCCACGGACUCUGUACCAUCAUUUUGACCUUCAGUGCUCCACAGUGUGAGAAUACCACGCCAGAGCUCUAUCUCUUUUCACUGGUACUUUCAUGGGCUUGUAUCAUAUCAACAGUAUUCUUCGUGAUAAGAGGCUGUCUUUGGAUGUUCUACAGAAAGUGUUCAAACUGAGUCAGAGAAACGUGAGCCACUGUCCAGGUCACUGCCUCAUACAGCUCCAUGUAUUAUUCAGAACCUCCUGUUGAGUUGGAGAUGGGUUUUCAGCUGAGCUUGGUUAACUUCUGUGACAAAGCAUAUUGCUUUACAGUGCUGGGCGUAUAAACAAUCUAAAAAGUUAAAUGACUUUCAUAGCAACACGAGCAAAGUAAAUCCUCUGCAAAUUAUUCCACUGUACACUGGGUGUAACUUGAAUAUUUAAUCAAGGUAAUAUAUUUUGUACAAUUAUUAAUAAUUUUUUAAAAUGUGCAAAGUUCAAUCGCUUACAAUUAAUACUGAAAUUUUGCUGCAGUUGAAAAUGUAUUCAAAUGUAAUAAUUUCUGCCGAAUUAUCCCUUAACAUUAAGAUAAAUUAAUAUGAAAUUUGACAUAUAAUGAUCUUUACUGAUGAUCCCUAAACCCCCGGCUCUUAAAACUUCUGCUUUUUCUGCUCAGCACUGACAUUUAAUACACAAAAAAAUGGUUCACUCAGUCACUCGAAUGUAAUAAAAUUUUAUUUCACUCUUUGACAAAUCUUUUAUAUACUGAAUGUGUAAACAUUACUGAAAGGAAUUCCACUCUAUAAUGCAUUUUUAUUAGUCAAUUUAUACAUUGUGAUUUCAGCUAAGAUUUUACAGUACUUGGUACAAUACCAUUUAAUUUGUUAGUCAACCAAAACACUUAACCCAGAACACAUCAUUUCAACUGCCAUAAAAAUGUAAACCAAUAUAAAAAUCUUUUACAUGCAUUUUCCACAAAAAAAAUGCUUUUCCAGACAAUGUGCGAUUUCAUUCAUGUAUGUAUGUAUGUAUGUAUGUAUGUAUGUAUGUAUGUAUGUAAUUUUUUAAUGAAAUGGGGAGUUAACCUUUGAAUAAACAUCAAUGGGUUUGUGCUAGGCUUCCAAGACUGUAACUUUUACAAAAGAUAAGGCACUGUUUUUCUGAGGUAUUUUUUGUAGUUGUGCACUGUGACAAAUAUUUUUGGCAAGUUGGAAAGCCACUUUCUGCUGGUACUACAGCUAAAAGACUACACACAUUAAUAUAUACAAAUAACAACUUUCAAAAAUUCAUAAGCCAGUGCUUUACAAGCCAGUCUAUUUCAGAAAGCUUUUCAGACACACAUUCAAAUAAUCUUAGAUAAUUAUAAUUUCAUUUUAUGUGAUGACUCCUAACAUAUUAUGAGACCAUUCAUCCAUGGGUAUAC